Thrips palmi is the source of this 3356-nucleotide messenger RNA. RefSeq names its product cullin-2 (gene Cul2). The transcript is spliced from 13 exons. Gene Ontology annotation, cellular component: SCF ubiquitin ligase complex; Cul2-RING ubiquitin ligase complex. Lineage: Eukaryota; Metazoa; Arthropoda; Insecta; Thysanoptera; Thripidae. The coding region runs from base 187 to 2427 and encodes 746 amino acids. Gene Ontology annotation, biological process: protein ubiquitination; SCF-dependent proteasomal ubiquitin-dependent protein catabolic process. The record is from RefSeq and is a predicted model, not a curated record. Gene Ontology annotation, molecular function: ubiquitin protein ligase binding.
AAGCCACUUCCAGGAGCAGUGACGUUUGACGGUUGGCAACAGAAAUCACAAUCAUUAAAACUCGUCUGCCAUGUUGCCCUGAUCGUCAUCGUCUUGAGUGGAAAAUGAAAUGAAUGAAACUUAAGUUUUCCAAUAGUUUUUACGUAAAUUUUUAGCAGGCUAUUGGCUUUGAUAUUGUGACAAGCCAUGUCUUUGAAGCCCAAAACAGUUGAUUUUAACCAAACAUGGGAUACUCUUCAAGAAACUGUAAGAGGAGUGGUAACAUUAGGAAAUGUUCCUCGGGCUAUUUGGAAUGACCGGUUCAGCGAUGUCUAUUCGCUGUGUGUGUCAUUCCCUGAACCACUAGCAGAUCGACUCUACUUGGAAACUAAAAGUUUUCUUGAGAACCAUGUGAGAGGACUUCUUGAGUUAGUCCGUUCAAAGGGAGAGACUAGUUUGCUUCAAGCCUACCAUGCAUCAUGGGUUGAAUACAGCCAAGGCAUCAUUUACCUUCACCGUCUCUACUUAUACCUUAAUACACAACACAUUAGAGGCCAGAAGCUCUCAGAGGCUGAAAUAAUUUAUGGAAAUGUUACUCCCAAUGCUGAGGAACAAAUGGAAAUAGGAGAAUUGGGUUUAGAAGUAUGGAAACGUGAAAUGAUAAAGCCUCUUCAAGCUAACCUUGUUAGUCAUAUUCUGGAAGGAAUUCAACAAGAUAGAUUAGGGAACCCUUCUCACCAUCUCACUGAUGUCAUCCGUGGUGUCAUAAUGUCAUUUGUAAGCGUUGAAGAGUACCGCAAGUCCCAAAACCCUGAACUCUACCAGGAAAUAUUUGAGGCUCCAUUUUUAAAAGCAAGUGGGGAGUUUUACAAGAGAGAGGCAAGCAAGCUAUUACAGGAAUGUGAUGUGUCCCAAUAUAUGGAAAAAGUGACACAGCGUCUGGAAGAAGAAAGACUUCGUAGUCAAAGAUUUGUCCAUGUUUCAACACAUCCUAAAGUGAAAGCAAAGUGUGAGCAGCAUAUGGUGGCUGAUCAUCUUGGACUUCUUCAAAGUGAAUGCCACUCAAUGGUUGUGCAAGAACGUGAAAGAGAUCUGGCUCUUUUAUAUCCUCUCCUCCGCUCAGUUCAAGGAGGAAUUAGCGUGCUCAUUAGCGAAGUAAUGGAACACAUCAAACAGAAAGGCACAGAAGCUAUUGCUGGAAUACGUGGUGACAAUUACCAUGUCCUGUUCAUUGAAAGCCUGCUAGCUGUCCAUAACAAAUACCGGACAUUAAUUUUGAAUGUAUUCCAUGGUGACUUAUCAUUUAUUGGAGCUCUGGACAAAGCAUGCAUCUCUGUUGUGAACACUCGGCCUAACCCAAAAACACCUUGCCGGUCACCUGAGCUGUUGGCAAAGUACUGUGAUUGUUUACUGAAGAAGUCUUCCAAAGGCAUAUCAGAUACUGAGAUUGAUGAAAAGCUCUUUCAGUCCAUCACUAUUUUUAAGUACAUAGAUGACAAAGACGCGUUUCAGAAAUUCUACUCAAGGAUGUUAGCAAAGAGGCUUAUACAUCAACAGAGCCAGAGCAUGGAUGCAGAAGAAGCCAUGAUUGACAGACUUAAGCAAGCAUGUGGCUAUGAGUUUACCAACAAACUCCAUCGCAUGUUUACGGACAUUUCUUUGUCAACUGAUUUAAAUGUCAAAUUUAAUGCUCACCUCAAGGCUGAAAGCAUUGACUUAGGAAUCAACUUCUCGAUUUAUGUAUUACAGGCGGGUGCUUGGCCUCUAAACCUCACAUCACUUUCCACUUUCUCUGUACCUCAAGAGCUGGAAAAAUCUGUUCAAACGUUUGAAACUUUUUACCACAAAAACUUUAAUGGACGGAAACUAACAUGGUUCCAUCAUCUAUGUCAAGGUGACUUAAAGCUUGGUUAUUUGAAGAAGCCAUAUAUAAUAACUAUGCAGACAUUUCAAAUGGCUAUCAUGCUCCUAUUUGAAGAUACCAACGAAAUGGCAUGCAGUGAAGUUGAGCAAGCCCUAAAAUUGAGUCAGGAUGUUAUUCUAAAACAUAUUGCAAGUCUUAUCGAUUGCAAGCUCUUGCUUUCACCUGAUCCAUCAGAGAAUCUGACCUCUGAGAGUAUUCUAAAACUAAAUAUGGAUUAUAGUAAUAAACGCACAAAGUUAAGGAUCACUGCUGCUAUGGUUAGAGACUCCCCUCAGGAAGUGGAACAUACCAUGAAUGCAAUCAACGAAGACCGAAAACUAUAUCUUCAGGCAGCUAUUGUAAGGAUAAUGAAAUCUCGACGGGUUUUGAGGCACAAUGCGCUAAUACAAGAGGUGCUAGGACAAUCCAAAGUUACAUUUGCUCCUUCAAUCAGCAUGAUAAAGAAAUGCAUUGAAUCUCUCAUUGACAAACAAUACCUCGAAAGGACACCCAACUCACCUGAUGAAUACAUGUAUAUUGCUUGAGAGAAUAUUUAUUUGUUUGCUUGUAGAACAGGGUGUAAGCCAAUGACAAAAGAGCAAGAUAAUGUGAUGUGUGAAUCAUUAAUUUUUGUGUGUGUGGAACACACACUCAACAUUGACUUUUGACUGUCACUGACAAAUUUGCUGAUGUUUUUCCUGGAUUUUGUGUUUAUAAGGUGUGAUGAUUAACCAAGCUUUAGCUGGAGACAAAUGUUAUGUAUUUCUCAUGUUUAAGUAGUUUUCUGGGUCUACCUUCAUCAACAAUGAAGUUUGACUUUCAUGAACCACUUCUGUUUGUCAAAUAGCUGUGCCAUGGAGUUCAUAUUUUCUCAUUUGUAUCAUACUUUUUUUCACAAGGGGCAUGCCGUAUUUGUACCCCUCCACUUCUUGGUCCAAAAUGGAUGAUAGAUCAAAUUACUUCACAUAUAAUUAAUUUAUGAAAGCUAGUAAAGUUAUGCCCAGGCUGUGAAAAGCGCAUGUGUUCAAAAACAAAUUGAAGCAGCAUUUAAUUGUUGCUCAUACAUGGACUACCAUACUUCUUCUCAUAACACUUGUCUACCUCAUUGCCUGAGGCUUUGCUGAGCUGACAAAUGAUUAUGAUAUUUGUAUUUUAUUUCUGAAAGUCUGAGUGUGUUGUCAUUUCUAGGCACUCUUUGCAAUUCUGGAUGUGAGCCUCUUAAGUGCAACUUUGUAUUGCUAUUUUUAAGGAAGUAACCCGGAUAAAGUUAAGUUUGUGCAACAGUUCAUAAUUUGAAUGAGAUGUAAGCAAUCCUUCGUAUUCAUAUUGGUAUAUUAUGUAAUUUUUUAUGAAUAAUAAUUUUUAUCCGGUGUUGUUUUGUGAUAAGCAUGAUGAUGAAAUUUCUGCUAAAUUGUUUUGUGGCAAUUUAAUCAUGUUUGUUUGAAAAGGCAGAUAAAGUUGUGUUUAUCUAUAA